Schistocerca americana (American grasshopper) is the source of this 2159-nucleotide messenger RNA. It is a transcript of the gene eIF4H1, whose product is annotated as eukaryotic translation initiation factor 4H. Bases 215 to 928 code for a protein of 237 amino acids. The record is from RefSeq and is a predicted model, not a curated record. Gene Ontology annotation, molecular function: RNA binding. NCBI's taxonomy places the organism in Eukaryota, Metazoa, Arthropoda, Insecta, Orthoptera, Acrididae. The transcript has 6 exons.
GCAACUGAAUCCAAUGGCUUUACUAUUUGCGACUUUUGUGUGGCAAUCGAAUUCCGAAAUUUUGAAGUUCAUUGACUAAACCAAAGAAGAAACGUUAUCAACAAACAAAGUUUAGUAAGGAUAUUAUACUUUUAUGAAGUUCUCUCGGAACUUUAUGUAGUCAAAAUUAUCAGUAUCUCCUAACAUAUUCAAUAGUACUCUCGGCGCAUUCAACAUGGCUGGGCGAAGUGAUGAUCAGAGAGAUUAUGGGCGAAGAAAACCUCUACCGACGGAACCACCUUAUAAGGCAUAUGUUGGUAAUUUGCCUCAAGGAACCGUUCAAGGAGAUGUCAACCACAUAUUUGGUGAAUUAGACGUAAAAUCAGUACAGUUAAUUAAGGACAGAGAUACUGAUGAAUUCAAAGGAUUUGGCUAUGUCGAGUUUGGGGAUCUCGAAAGCUUGAGACGUGCUUUAGAUCUAGACGGCAGAGUACGUGUAAACGAUUGUAUGCUCAGGAUUGAUGUAGCGGAAGCUAAAAGGAGUGAACGAGGUGGAGGAUUUGACAGAGGAAGAGGAGGCGGUGGUGGCGGCGGUCGAGGUGGCUUUCGAGGAGGGAGGCCAAGUGAUCGUGACAGAUUCAAUGACUUUGGAGGUGGUGGCGGCGGUGGCGGAGGCAGAGACUGGAACAGGGGUCCACCUGGUGGCAGAAGUGGACCACCACCACCCCCUCCAAGUGGAAGUUUCGGUGGUAGACCACGGCAAGAGGAGAGAAGAGGACCACCACCUGUGGAAGAGAUAAGACCCAAUCCAGAAGACGCUGCUCGUCGACCAAAGUUAAUGCUGAAGCCAAGAACUGUAAAAGAUCCGCCCAAUCAAUUAGCAGAGACUAGUCAGGCAUCAAAAAUAUUUGGUGGUGCGAAACCACGAGAAGAAAAAAUUCUUAAGUAAUAAAAGUUAAUGUAAAUUAAGUCAAAUGCAUCUCUAAAUGUAAAUGGCUGAGCUGUAUGCAGCAGGUGAGAUUACAACUUAGUCAUUUUGUUAUGAUUUAGUGACCCUUCCCAUUCUGAUGUAGUGUUCGAAAGCCAUUUUUAUUCUAAGUAAUAGUUUCUUUUCUGUGCAGUCUUUUAAUUUUUGAUGACUUUAUUUAACUUCAGCUAAGGUAAUUAAGGCAGAUAUUGAAAUUUGAAUGCUUUGUUCGCAAAAAAACAUGGUAAGAUAACUAUAUUUGAAAUGUGAAUGUUGUAUCCCAGAUUUUGCUCUUGGUUGGUCUACAUUUUGCUAAAUGUAACAAUUACUCCCCACCCUGUUGUUUGAAGCACUGAGUAACAUGAUUUUAAUUUUGCCAUUUUUUAAGAGAAUUUUGUGAUUUCUUACUGAGUGUAAAUAAGUAGCUAAUAAAUUCCGUGUCGGAUUGCAUUUGAAAAUUAAUUUGUUGCUGCACAUUAGUAAAAAAUAUAUAUAAUAGAGCAUGCCAUUUCAUCUCUUUAUUGAAACUGAGUCUUGUUUUACUAAAAUUAGUUGCUGCCUGUGCACUAAAGAACUGUGAUUUACGUUGUGGAGCUGGUUGGAAGAUAGUUUCUUGUUUGAAAUUGCAGUUUUAGAACAUUUGCGUGUUCUCUUCUAAUGUAGAACAUUACAUUAAAAUUUUUACGAGAUGUUUGUAUAUAACCAGUGUUAAAACUACAGAAUGAAGAAAAAUAUAUUGCUUGUAAAAAAAAUUAAACAGUGCCACGAUAUAUUGAUAAUGAAAAAUAAUUUUUUAAUAUUAUGAUUGGGCUGUGAGUAUUUCUUCCAAAAAGCCUCCUAUAUUGCAAGCUAAGUACAACCCUUUAAUGAACUAUCUUGCUGUUGUGUUUGUGGAGCUGCAAUGAUGCUGAAUGAGGUUUUCAUGUGUGGUUGAUGUCAGAAUUUUCUGUAUUUAAGUCUUCAUUUUCUGGAACUGCUUUCAGUAAAUUAACCUCCCACAAAAACAUAUGGUUUUUAUGUGGUUUAUUUACCUUUCUGAUAAUUUUACCAGUGACUUUUCUGCUUUCUCAGCUGCAGACUGAGUUAGUCAUAUGGUAUGAACUUCAGAAAUUAUGGAAGAUACAUUUUAUUUUAAUGGUUCAGUGUAUCUCUUGGUUAAGUGAUUGUCAUUUUUGUAUUGUCAGUUUUAUGGCAUUAAAUGAGUAGUUCCCAA